AUGGGCAACAGCGCACUUUUCCAUGGCGAGUGCCAAUCCGAGACGUCGUCGACGUGCUCCACGGAGAGCGCCAUGUCGGCCCACAAUUUCGUGGUGCGCGAUUUCCCGUUGCUCGACGGCAUCGGCGGCGGCAAGUUUGUCAGCUCCAGCACCUUCAACGUCGGCGGCUACGGCUGGAGGAUCCGGUUCUACCCCGACGGGACGCAGAAGGACAAAUCUAGCGACGCGGCCUCCUGUUUUCUGCAUUGCACCAACCUAGCCAAGGACGUGAGGGCACGGUCCAAGUUAAACGUGUUGGAGAAAUUAGACGGCGAGGUACAGGUAACAACCUUCGGCUGCCUAGAGUAUACAUUUUCUCCAACACAAGAUUGUUGGGGGAAACAUGAAUUCGUCACCAAAUCGAAACUUAAAACUUUGUCUGACGCCAACAAUGGCCGCUUCACGGUAAGAUGCGUUCUGAUGGUCAUACAAGAAUCUCGAACGGUGCGCAACAGGAGACCCAUCGAGAUCGAGGUGCCGCCGCCGACCCUGCAACAGAGCCUAGAGCACAUGUUGAAGGAUGGAGAAGGUGCGGAUGUGACGUUCAGUGUGGGCGGCCAACUGUUCAAGGCCCAUCGAUGUGUGUUGGCCGCACGCUCUCCGGUCUUCAAGGCGGAGCUAUUUGGUCUAUUGAAGGAAAACACGGCGCGGAACGUCGAGGUCGACGAGAUGGAGCCCCAAAUAUUUGAGGCGCUUCUUCGCUUCAUGUACACAGAUGCUAUGCCAGAUGACGAGGACGAAGGCAAAACUGAAAGGGUACAACACUUGCUUGUUGCGGCGGACAGGUAUGGGGUAGAUAGGUUGAAGAUCAUGUGUGAAGACAAGCUGUAUGAGGGCAUUGAUGUCGAUACAGUUGCCACCACAUUGCUUCUGGCAGAGCAGCAUCACUGCGAGGAUCUUAAGGAAACUUGCAUUCAGUUUAUGAGUUCACCACGGAACAUACUAGGUGAUGUCAUGGCAACCAAUGGAUUCAAGCAACUCGUAGCUAGUUGUCCUUUGCUCAUGGAGGAUAUACUCAAGGGAGUGUCCUGCACCUAG
Messenger RNA from Hordeum vulgare subsp. vulgare (domesticated barley), 1077 nucleotides. RefSeq names its product BTB/POZ and MATH domain-containing protein 1-like. The record is from RefSeq and is a predicted model, not a curated record. Lineage: Eukaryota; Viridiplantae; Streptophyta; Magnoliopsida; Poales; Poaceae. Bases 1 to 1077 code for a protein of 358 amino acids. The transcript has a single exon. Gene Ontology annotation, molecular function: protein binding. Gene Ontology annotation, biological process: protein ubiquitination.